UUCAGACAUCAUUCUCUUUGCAGAUCCUCAUAUCAGCUCACUUAGUCCAGAGGUCAAGCUUGUGGAGGAUAAACCAUGUGGAGCUUUGCUGCUUCCAUUUUCUGCCUCUUAAUUGCAAAAGCAGCCACCAAGGGAACAGGACAUUAUGAUGACUGUUAUCAUAUCACCACAGAAAUCAUGGUUGGAAUAGUAGCCGGAGAUGUUCUUCUCACUGCACUCCUCCUCAUCCCAGUCUAUUACUGCGCUCGUACAAAGGACACAAAGCAAAGUGACCCAAGUGAGCCAAGAGACUACAUCAACAUGAUGGGAAAAUAUAAAUGACCUCACUUUCUGUGUGACUCUGACCUCCAGCAUGAAUCGACACUGACCAGACCAGUAGUAGUUUCUAUAGUACAGAAAAAAAAUAAAGAGGAAGGGAGGA
Anolis sagrei ordinatus is the source of this 421-nucleotide messenger RNA. RefSeq names its product hematopoietic cell signal transducer-like. Gene Ontology annotation, cellular component: membrane. Gene Ontology annotation, molecular function: phosphatidylinositol 3-kinase binding; signaling receptor binding. The record is from RefSeq and is a predicted model, not a curated record. NCBI's taxonomy places the organism in Eukaryota, Metazoa, Chordata, Lepidosauria, Squamata, Anolidae. Gene Ontology annotation, biological process: positive regulation of phosphatidylinositol 3-kinase/protein kinase B signal transduction; regulation of immune response.